Symsagittifera roscoffensis is the source of this 1311-nucleotide messenger RNA. RefSeq names its product rRNA methyltransferase 3B, mitochondrial-like. Gene Ontology annotation, molecular function: RNA binding; RNA methyltransferase activity. Lineage: Eukaryota; Metazoa; Xenacoelomorpha; Acoela; Convolutidae. The coding region runs from base 13 to 1299 and encodes 428 amino acids. Gene Ontology annotation, biological process: RNA processing. The transcript has a single exon. The record is from RefSeq and is a predicted model, not a curated record.
UUUCAGAGCUCAAUGUCGACGACUUUGAGUCUUCUUUUUCGAAGAUUUGCCUUAACUCGUGGAAAACGCCGACUUAUAACUCCAAAUAAACUAAAAUUGAAAACGGCGUCAACUGAUCUGAUUUUAAACCCAGAGAAAAGUGAAAAACAGAAUUCUUUUCUGCCAGCGAAACAAGAACAGCCUCUUAAUGUCACGCAUCUCUACAAAGGUCGAAAGGUCGUGACCUUUGACUCAAAAAGAAGCAGAACUCACAUUGACAAACUGAUUUUAAUCAGAAGUUGCAGCAAAACGAGAACUGCUGAGGGCAAAAUUAUUUUAGAAGGCAAAAAAUUAAUCACCGAUUCAAUCGUUCAAGGCAAAGCCGAACCAAUAGCGUUCUAUUCCUGGAAAGCUGAGAACUUUCUAGAAAUUCCACCUGCCGGGAUUACGUCAUCGGUUAAUUUUUUUGUCCUUGAAAAAAGAGAUUAUGUAAGGUUGACUUUACUGGGUACACCGCAAUCAGUUAUAGCGUUGUGUCGAAUUCCGAAUGAAAUUCCGAAGCCCGAAGGAUCGUUUCCACUGCAUUUGAUUUGCGACGGAGUUCGCGACCCUGGAAAUCUAGGUACCUUAAUUCGAAGUGCGGCGGCUGUUGGCUGUGAAAGUGUGAUUACAAUGAAAGGCACUUGCGAUCCAUGGGACCCGAAAGUGGUUCGAUCCGCGGUCGGGGCAAAUUUUUUGAUCCCGAUUCAAACUUAUGUUUCGUGGACAAAGAUUCAUGAUUUUGUACCUGAAAAUGUGAAGUUUUUAUUCGCAUCUUCUGAUGAAAGCGAUUUGAAUUAUGAUGAAAUUGAUUGGGGGUUAGAAAGUUCGAAAAAUUUGUUUCGUGGAUUUUCUGAAAUUGGAGCAAAUUCAGAGAUUCAGGAUCAUCUUUUAGAUUCGCGUGAAAAAGACGAUGAUUCACUUAAUUUGAGUUCAGAUUUCGACGACUUAGAUUUUGACGAUUUUUCAAACAGUUCAUGUGAUUCAAAUAAUUCCAAAGACCAACAGUUUGUAAAUGAUUCGCCGAAAGAGUUAAUCGAUACGGCGAAAUCAGAUUUGAAUUCUGAUGAUGCAGCAACGGCUCUCGUGGUUUCAAACGAAGGAUGGGGUUUGUCUGAAGCUGCGUCGGAAGCGCUUGAAAAGUUCGGAGGACACUCCAUACAUGUUCCGAUGAGCUCUAACGUGAAUAGCUUGAAUUGCAGUAUAGCUGCAUCUAUUAUUAUGUGGGAACUGAGAAAGAAAUAUAAACUAAGAGAGGCUUUUAAAAAUAAACCAUUUUGACAUGAAGACAUG